UACACAUAUAAUUUUCGGCCAUCCCAAUUUUAGAGAGAAGAAAAUUUUAUUUUGUGUUCAAAGUUAUUUUUCUAAAGUGUUAGAAAUAUACACAAAAUAUUAUAAACAAAUAUUUAUAAAAUAAAUAUUUUACAAUAUAUUUAUUACUCCCAAAGUAGUAUUAUUAUAGUUUUUACUAUCCUAUAUUAAACUUGCUAGCACAAGUUUAAUCUUGGACUCCGGAGCAAGUUCGUGUGGAUACGUUGGAGGCUUCAUACGUUUGGCGCUACGUUCAUCUCCUCAAAACCAUCCCCGACCGUUCCUCCGUUCUUCGUUUUCACCGUUAAGCACGAGGACAUGAAGGCCCACGAGAUGAUCGUGGCCUUGCGGCAGCUAUACCAGGGGCAAUCCAGGCAUGAACGUUUUCUCGUGAGUAAGGCUCUCUUUAGUUGCAAGCUAUCUUCAGGGAACCCGGUCGGUCCGCACGUUCUCAAAAUGAUUGGUUACAUAACCAAUCUGGAGAAACUCGGGUUCUCCUUGCAGAAGGAGUUGGCAACGGACCUGAUCCUGCAGUCGCUCCCUGAGCUGUAUAAGGGUUUUGUCAUGAACUACAUGAUGCAUGAUCUUGACAAACCCCUCCCGGAGCUUCUUAAAAUGCUCCAGACUGCAGAGGAGAACCUUACUAAGGGCUAGGGUGCUUCCGUCCUUAUGGUCCAAGGCGGAAAGGGGAAGCCGAAGAAGGGGAUUAAGAUUAAGGCUGGGACGGUCGGAAAGCUUAAAUCGAAGUCCACUUCAUCUGUAACCCAGAAACCCAUAGGAGGAGUUGCAAAGGGCAAAUGUCAUCACUGUGGUAAGGCAGGCCACUAGAGAAGAAACUGCAAGACAUACCUCGCAACCAAGAAGAAGGAAGGUACGACCAUUUCUUCUGAGGUGUAUGUUAUAGAAGUUAACAUGUCUAUAUCUUCAUCAUGGGUACUAGAUACUGGAUGUGGGUCUCAUAUCUGUACUACCAUGCAGGGACUGAAGCAGAGUAGACGGUUAGCUCGAGGCGAGAUUAAACUCCGAGUCGGCAAUGGUGCACCUGUUGCAGCUUUGGCAAUCGGAACUUAUAGUUUAGUCUUGCCUAGUGGUCUAAUUUUGGAAUUAAACGAUUGCUUGUACGUUCCUGCAAUUAGCAGAAACAUUAUUUCUGUUUCAUGUCUUGAUAAGAGUGAUUUCAUCAUUUCUAUUAAAGACAAGUCCCUUUC
Messenger RNA from Cuscuta campestris, 1226 nucleotides. NCBI's taxonomy places the organism in Eukaryota, Viridiplantae, Streptophyta, Magnoliopsida, Solanales, Convolvulaceae. The record is from the annotation of a GenBank genome assembly.